AUGGGAGAGACUAACAAUGUCACAGAAUUUGUUCUCCUGGGUCUCACUCAGGAUCCUGCUGGGCAAAAAGCACUGUUUGUCAUGUUUUUGCUCAUGUACAUUGUGACUAUUGUGGGCAACCUGCUCAUUGUGGCCACCGUGAUUGCCAGCCCCUCCCUGGGCUCCCCAAUGUACUUCUUCCUUGCCUUCCUCUCACUCAUGGAUGCUGUUUACUCCACUGCCAUCUUGCCCAAGUUGCUUACAGACUUACUUUGUGAUAAGAAGACCAUUUCCUUCACAGCUUGUUUGGUUCAGCUUUUUGUGGAGCACUUAUUUGGUGGUGCUGAGGUCUUCCUUCUGGUGGUGAUGGCCUAUGAUCGUUAUGUGGCCAUCUGCAAGCCACUGCAUUAUUUAACUGUGAUGAAUCAACAGGUCUGUAUCUCACUUUUGGUGGUAGCCUGGGUUGGAGGAUUUGCGCAUGCUCUGGUUCAAGUUCUGUCUGUAUAUAAACUUCCUUUCUGUGGACCUAAUGUCAUUGACCACUUUGGCUGUGACAUGUAUCCAUUAUUGGCACUUGUGUGCGCUGACACUUACUUUAUAGGCCUCACUGUUGUUGCCAACAAUGGAGCCAUGUGUAUGGUAGUCUUUGUCCUUCUUCUAUUUUCCUAUGGAAUUCUCUUAAGCUCCCUUAAGACUCACAGUCAGGAAGGGAGGCGCAAAGCCCUGUCCACCUGCAGCUCCCACAUCAUGGUAGUUGUCCUUUUCUUUGUUCCCUGUAUAUUCAUGUAUGUUAGACCCGUCUGCAACUUCCCUAUUGAUAAAUCUAUUUCUGUUUUUUAUACAGCUAUUACUCCCAUGUUGAAUCCUUUAAUAUAUACAUUGAGAAAUUCAGAGAUUAAAAAUUCCAUGGGAAAGCUCUGGGGACAUGUCUUCUCCCCCAAUAUUAAAUCAGGAUCAUGGCAUAUGUCAAUAAGUGAAUUCCUUCAUUUCACCUAGACAUCAAUAUGCCUAAUUACAAGAUGUCAUAUACAU
Molecule: messenger RNA, 1011 nt
Organism: Apodemus sylvaticus (European woodmouse)
Lineage: Eukaryota; Metazoa; Chordata; Mammalia; Rodentia; Muridae
Product: olfactory receptor 4A5-like
Exons: 2
Coding region: 1-975 (324 amino acids)
Biological process (GO): G protein-coupled receptor signaling pathway
Cellular component (GO): membrane
Molecular function (GO): G protein-coupled receptor activity; olfactory receptor activity
Source: RefSeq, a predicted model, not a curated record